AUGCAAAAAUCAGUAUUAAGGUUUUGGUUUCUGGUUUUGGCCUCUGCAAGCGCAACUUUGACUGCAUUGUUUUGUGGCAUAAAGUUGAUUUCUGUCAAGCACAAAGGUGUUGAGUUCAGUAUUUGGCUCAAACAUCUACUCUUGUUCAGGGCCACUUCGCAACCAACGUCUCCCCAGCUCUCCCCAGUACUUAUGAUCGGAAUUAACGAUAAGGACAUCUGGCGGCAAAGGAACACCUUGAUAUACGCAGCCAACCAACUGACCUGCCCUCCGCUCUGGUCUACCGGUCAAACCAUCUAUUACUUUGCGCUCAACAAUAAUGAUGCAGGCAAAACUACGGGACUUAGUCUCACCUCAACGCGAAACGAGGUCAAAAUGCUUCUUCUAACAAUCGCCUCGCUCUUCUGCCUCGUGGCCACAUACGGAUCGGUAGUUCUCGAAAUUCCAACUAGCUGCCGAGUCUGCAAGUCCGAAGUACGUCAAUUUAAUCUGCAAGAGCAAUGCGGAGCUCACUUGAUGUGCACACAUGAGAAGGCGCUUAAAGCCACUUGUCACAACAUGUUCACACGAAUCGACUUCGUCUGCCAGAAUGAAGGAUGUCCUUGGACUUGGCAAUCUCCUAUUUUAGAGAAAUGCGAAAACAAGUUACAUCUUGGCUUCUGUGAAACCUGCCCUGAUGCAACAUUCCUGGAGCCAUAUUUAGAAGUUAGACACCAAGAAAUCAGGCCUCAAGGAAUCAGACCUCAAGUCAUCAGACCCCAAGCACAAGGCUAUAUUAUGUAG
Molecule: messenger RNA, 783 nt
Organism: Puccinia graminis f. sp. tritici CRL 75-36-700-3
Lineage: Eukaryota; Fungi; Basidiomycota; Pucciniomycetes; Pucciniales; Pucciniaceae
Exons: 4
Coding region: 1-783 (260 amino acids)
Source: RefSeq, a predicted model, not a curated record